Molecule: messenger RNA, 3496 nt
Organism: Gigantopelta aegis
Lineage: Eukaryota; Metazoa; Mollusca; Gastropoda; Neomphalida; Peltospiridae
Product: eukaryotic translation initiation factor 5-like
Exons: 12
Coding region: 452-1774 (440 amino acids)
Biological process (GO): formation of translation preinitiation complex; formation of cytoplasmic translation initiation complex; translational initiation
Cellular component (GO): cytosol
Molecular function (GO): GDP-dissociation inhibitor activity; translation initiation factor activity; eukaryotic initiation factor eIF2 binding
Source: RefSeq, a predicted model, not a curated record
UAAAGUAUCAAUGAAUAUUAUUUUAGAUACCUAUCCAGUUGGAGAAAACAUGUAUUCCAUUGUUUCUAUGUUGAAACAUCGUCAUCGGUAUUUGGAAUUUGAACUUUGAAGACCGCGAUGUCCGUGAAGACCACAGAUUCUGGUGUAUGUUUCAGUUUUCACAAGUGACGUUUCCCGCUAACAUAUUGGGUCCUAGCGCCCUUUGGCUAUCGCCGUACACAACUUGCCUACCAGUACCAGUUGCUUUGCUCAUUUUUAGCGUUUUUAUGACGUAUCUGAAUCCAGACGGGCCCUUGUGGUGGGAAGAGAGAAUUAUUGAACCCAAACAGAAUUGUAGGGGUAUAAGUGCUCAACCAAGGUUUAUGAAGUUCCUUAAGCACAGCAAUCACUUCAAUAAAACAGACGGAAGUAUUCAUCGGAAAAGAAAGCCCUAUCUGACAGACGAUUCAAGAUGGCUCUCAAUGUUGACAGAACAGUGGCCGACCAGUUUUACCGUUACAAGAUGCCUCGUCUCUUAGCCAAAGUCGAGGGCAAGGGAAAUGGGAUCAAGACUGUGAUUGUUAAUAUGACAGAUGUUGCCAAGGCACUGGCCAGGCCGCCUUCAUAUCCCACCAAAUAUUUUGGAUGUGAACUUGGAGCCCAAACUCUUUUUGAUGCCAAAAAUGAUCGCUACAUUGUGAACGGCUCACACGACUCUGAUAAACUUCAGGGCUUGCUUGAUGGCUUUAUCAAACGAUUUGUGUUGUGUCCCGAAUGUUCCAACCCAGAAACUAAUCUUUCUAUACAACAAAAGAAACAGAUGAUUUCCCAACGCUGUAUUGCUUGUGGCUACCAGGGCUAUGUGGACAUGAAGCAUAAACUUACAACAUAUAUUCUCAAAAACCCCCCAGACAUGGAUGUAUCAACAACCCCCAGCAAGGGCAAGAAGAAGAAGGACCGCAAACAGAAAGGUUCCGUGAACGGCGAAGAUGCCGACAAGGACCGUGCAAGUCCCGAGGCCAAUGCUCAGCAGCAGAUGGCUGCUCAGCGGGCGUCGGGAGGAAUCAUUGAGGCUCCACCAGAGAUGGAGAAUGACGAUGAGGACUGGGGGGAAGAGAUCAGCGAGGAAGCUAUAAAACAGCGCAUGGAAGAACUGACUGCAGCAGCCAAGGGUUUGGCCUUCACUGAGGACCUGGAGAAGAGUUCCAAAGAAAGAAUCAACAUGUUGUACCAGUAUAUCAAGGUGAAACGUGAUAGUGGUGAUGUAAAAGGUGCAGAUAUUUUUCAAGAAGCUGAAAGGUUGGAGGUCAUAGAAAAGGUACCGAUGGUCUUGGUGGAACUGCUCCUAGACAAGAAUGUUCUUCAGCAGAUCAAGGAUUACGAGAAGAUCUUUCUGCGGUUCUGUGCUAACAAUCAGAAAGCCCAGAAGUACCUGUUGAGCGGUAUUGAGCUGCUUGUUGGCGAUGUCCACAAGGAGGCGCUGUUGCCAAAAGUGCCGCACAUUCUGAAAGCAUUGUACGAUGCAGAUAUUCUGGAGGAAGAGGUUCUCCUGGACUGGUCGAAGAAGACUUCGAAGAAAUAUGUUUCCAAGUCUGUUGCCCAAGAGAUCCAUGAGAAAGCCGCUCCAUUCAUUAACUGGCUGAAAGAGGCUGAAGAAGAAAGUGAGGAUGAUGAUGACGAAGAUGGAACUGUUGAGGUUGUGUAUUCUCGUACUGAAAGAGUUGGUCAACAGACGGCACCUGUGACUAAACCAGCCGACAACGUGGAAGAUGACUUUGAUAUUGAUGCCAUUUAACAUUUCUGUUAAAAAGUGAUACCACAAAUGUGACAGUGUGUAAACAAACAAUGCUUUGUUGUUGAUGUAUUCAUAUCUGGUAUAUAAUUCAUACUUUGUCCAAAUGAAUAGCUGCAGAUAGUUUUUGGAAGUAAUGAACAAACUUUGGGGCACAAAUGGGGGGAAAGUGAAAAAAUUAUUGGCAGGUUUUUUUCCCUCUGCUUUAUUUUUGUUUUAGUAUUUGUGAUAUGUUUUAUCAAAUUAUUAAUCAUGCAUUAACAUUGUUUGAAUCACUUGACUUGUCUUCAGCUAGAUAAUCACUGGUUGACUGAACUAUUAUUAUUCAUAUUAUCUCUACGUAAACAAUGAUCUGUUUUAGAGAGAAAAAAUAUACUAAUUAAGUUUAACUAAUUUUAAAAAACAUUUUCAAUAAAUGGGAUAAUCUUCAUAUAUUGGUGGAUUCUAACAGAUUUGUUUAGUUCGUCUUAAUAAUAGCUACUAGUUAUGCAGUGAGAUGGGGAGAGAGAAAUUACCCACUGUUCAAGUGAUGGUAAAGGACUCUUAACUAUUCUAACAUUACAUGCUUAAUAUCUAAUUAAUAUGCUCUAUCUAUCUAUCUAUAUAUCUGUCUAUCUCUGUAUCCAUCCAUCAAUGUUGAUAUCUUGCUCGUCGCCAUUCAGUUAUUUUAACUAGACAGAUGUACUAAAAAUUAUUUAAAUAGUGCAUUUGAAAAAUACUUUAUCAUCUUUGUUCAUUAUUUUAAAAAUGUGUUAACCAUUCAUAAUAAGUAUAUAAAAUUUGUUCCAGUGUUAUGUAUAACAUAUUUCAAAUUUGUAUUGGUGGUCAGGAUUAAUGUUCCCUGAUUAAUUUCAGUGAUCAUGGCUUGGGUUUAUUUUGAGUUGGUAAUGUUUGAGCAUAUUUCAAUUGUUAUUUCAAUGGUUCACUUUGAAUUAAAUAUUGUCUAGUGGUGAUGGAAAACUUGCUUGCAAUUUUUUAUUUGAAUUUUUGAUCUUCUUUUUUUUUCCCAUCUGCAAAUCAUAUCAUCAGUUUGUAGAAUGUAUUGGCAGGUUGUUUUAUCACCACAUUAAAAAUAGUGUAAUCUGCUUUUGAUAGUUUUUGUGUGCUUUCAUCUUGUGAUGACUGGUCUACAGCUUUUUAUUUGAAAAUUGUAAUACAGAUUUGGUUAUCAACAUAAAAUUCAUUUGACCUUUUGACACUGUUCACAUAAUUGUCGGAUUUAAUUUUAACAAAUUUCAUGACGAGAUUAAAAAAUAUUGACUUCACAGCUCAUGUUUUGAUGUGCAAUGUCCACGUUUAUUGGAAAAACAAAUUUUGACAGACGUGCUAGAGGCACAACAGAUAUUUGCCAACAUACUUUAUGACCCAAAUGAUUUAAAUUUCUGUUAAAGACAUUGGAGUUUAUAGUUGUUUUUGACCAGCAAAUGAAUUGGACCAAAUAAUUGUUACAUUGUUCUCAAAGUUAAUGCCGCCGCCGCGCGCGCCCCCCCCCCCCCCAAUUGUCACCCCCCCCCCCAAUUGUCAUAAUUGAUUUAACAGCUGCAUAUUUUAAUCCUUGAAUUACAAUGUAAUGGUAGAAAUAUUGUUUUAAUAUUUCACCUGUUGGUGGAUAAUAAAUACAACUAAUGAUUUCCUCUUUUUGUUUUAAUUUUCUGUGAACAAGACAGGUUGUUGCACGAUUAAUUUAAUUUCUUAAUUAUGAACAAUAAAGCUAAUAUAAGGCUG